UUUUUUUUUUCUUGAACUUUUGUCGCGUGCAGCUUCUCACGAUCGGAUCUAAUUGGUUGGCACCUGCUUCUAUCCAUUUACUUAUAUUUACCUUCUCCUUCUUCUGCUGUUGUUUGUUCUCCUCGCACAAAAACAUUGUUUUCGCUUCAAUUCAGCUUUGCAGCACCUUGGGAUUAUAGCAAGAUGGCCAAGGAACGAGCUGAGAAGCUCCACAAGAAGGCUGAAAAGCCCGAGAAGAAGGUCUCCAAGGACAAGGUGAAGAAGCAGAAGAAGGAGAAGAAGUCGAAGCGUGUAGAGACGCCCGAGGACUCGGACAACGAGCCCAGCAAGCUACAAGAUACCCCGGCGGCAGCUGAGGAAUCUUCGGCCGAGUCCGCACCAGAGGCCAAGCUUAAGAAGGAGAAGAAGCGACCAGACAAGAAAGCCGAGAAGUCCAAGAAGAAGGAAAAGAAGUCCAAGAAGGCCGCCCUCGAGGAAGCGGUAGCCGAUGGCGCAUCCAACGACACCAAACUUCCCGUGCGCCCCAUCUCCAAAGACUCAGAUUCCGAUUCCGAUUCCUCGGACGACGACAACGGCCCAGCUCUCUUCACAAUCGACACGAAGCCCACGCCCAUCGACCCUAACACCAUCCCUCAAAAAGCCGACGCAGCAGACGAAGACGACGAGACGUAUCUCUCGGACGGCGAACCCAAGGGCCCGAGCAAGAUAAAGCCGCCGACGGGCCUAAACCGCCAAGCGCGCCGCCGCAUCCGCAUAAUCGAGCGGCAGCGCGAGAAGAUCACCAAGGAGCUCGGCGCGGACGCGGGCGCGGACGACGUCCAGGCCAGGCUGGACAGGUGGGUCGAGGACUACGACAGCAAGGCGGCCGCGCGCAUGGACAAGAAGAAGCGCCGCAAGGACAAGGAGGCCGCGCGCAUCCGCAACAAGAAGGGCAAGCUGCUGACUGGACGUCGUCUUAAGGAGCGCAAGAAGGUGCUGGAUAAGAUGGAUAGGAAGGCUUCUAAGAGACAGGGCCUUUCUGCGCAGAAUGCGGCGUGAUUAGGCAUCUUAGGUGGCUAUCUACCUGGGGUUUCCUUACUAAGUACCUACCUGCUACGACCGGGGCAUUUCUUCCCGGGACGAUUCUUCUGAGGCGUUGGGCGUGGAAUGUUAAAAGCUUGUUUUGCUCGUCUGUGCAUGUUUAUGAUGGUUCGUUUAUGACUUCUCGGUAUUACGGCAUGGUUAUGAGCAGACUCCGAAGAAGGUCAAAGUUUUUA
Messenger RNA from Daldinia decipiens, 1256 nucleotides. RefSeq lists its product as uncharacterized. Lineage: Eukaryota; Fungi; Ascomycota; Sordariomycetes; Xylariales; Hypoxylaceae. The transcript is spliced from 2 exons. The coding region runs from base 184 to 1038 and encodes 284 amino acids. The record is from RefSeq and is a predicted model, not a curated record.